Messenger RNA from Cyprinus carpio (common carp), 3903 nucleotides. RefSeq names its product nuclear receptor-binding protein-like. The record is from RefSeq and is a predicted model, not a curated record. Gene Ontology annotation, molecular function: ATP binding; protein kinase activity. Gene Ontology annotation, biological process: intracellular signal transduction; protein phosphorylation; endoplasmic reticulum to Golgi vesicle-mediated transport. Gene Ontology annotation, cellular component: endomembrane system; cytoplasm. Lineage: Eukaryota; Metazoa; Chordata; Actinopteri; Cypriniformes; Cyprinidae.
ACACUCGCUUUAUAAACCACAGAGCGGUUCGUACAGGAAUAAGCAACAGCGCACCACACAACUCGGAGCUGUCGCAAUUUACCUGUAGCUUUUUCAGGAAUAUCGGUGUUUGGUUAAUUUGAGUCCAUUCGUGUUGUAAUACUUACGUUGAGUGUUAAGGGAGAAACAGAUCGUUCUGUUUGGACUUCUGUGAAGAAAGCGAAUAUCCGGGAGUGUAGCAUCCGCGGCUAUCUGACUAAACGCAUCAAAUCCGACAGACAGCUAGCAAUAUUUGUUUCUGUUUUAGUCGAUUUUGCUGACCAGAAAGUUGUGAUAUUUUGGUUAUUUUAUUUAACAUUUAGCAUAUCGUCCAAGGAUAUCUAUUUCUCAGAUAAUACUCGCGAAGGCUCCGGAGGCCGCGGAGCUGCGCUGCUAGCUUCUCGCUCACGAGUCGGCAAAGGGGAAAUUGAACAGUCAUUUCAUAUCUUGGAAUUUCUGUGGACCACUAACUCACCCCUUGACAGUUACACCCCUAUACGGACCCAUAUUGUUUGAGGAUUUAUCAUAGUUUCUCCUUGUCUGAAGAUUUUCCUCCUCUGUGUCCUCAACUUCCACCGACUAGCUGCUUCCGGCGAGCUGGCGACGCCGCUCCUCUCAGGAUAGACUAAACUCUCUGCCUCCUGCCUUUGAGGUGUGAGUCAGCCAGUCUUCUUCUCUGUGGCGGUUCAGGACAGGGCUGUCAGGUAUCAGUCAGUGAUGUCAGAAGAAGGAAAGCAGAGCGCCGCACCUGCCCCUGCAUCCGCUAUGGACACGAAGUCCGAGUCCACAGCCUCACCACCUACCGGCCAGGGGGUGUCAUCAGUGUCUCCUCCGGUGUCCACAGUAACACAGCCUGCACCACCUGCAACCGAGGAUGAGGAGGAGGAGAGCGAAGAUGAAUCUGAGAUCCUGGAGGAAAGCCCCUGUGGACGCUGGCAGAAGCGGAGAGAAGAGGUUAACCAGCGCAACGUCCCAGGCAUCGACAAUGCUUAUCUUGCCAUGGACACAGAGGAAGGUGUGGAGGUGGUGUGGAAUGAGGUCAUGUUUUCUGAAAGGAAGAACUUCAAACUACAAGAGGAAAAAGUCAAGGCAGUGUUUGAUAACCUCAUCCAGCUGGAACAUGUGAAUAUAGUAAAGUUUCACAAGUACUGGGCAGAUGUGAAGGAGAACAGAGCCAGGGUUAUUUUCAUCACAGAGUACAUGUCUUCUGGGAGCCUGAAGCAGUUUCUAAAGAAGACAAAGAAGAAUCAUAAGACCAUGAAUGAAAAGGCAUGGAAACGCUGGUGCACUCAGAUAUUAUCUGCCUUAAGCUAUUUGCAUUCAUGUGAACCUCCCAUUAUCCAUGGGAACCUGACCUGUGACACCAUUUUCAUACAGCACAAUGGACUCAUUAAAAUCGGCUCAGUGGCCCCAGACACCAUUAAUAACCAUGUGAAAACAUGUCGGGAGGAACAGAAGAGUUUGCACUUCUUUGCUCCAGAGUAUGCAGCUGUUGCCAAUGUCACUACAGCCGUGGACAUCUAUUCCUUUGGAAUGUGCGCCUUAGAGAUGGCUGUGCUGGAAAUCCAAAGUAAUGGAGAGUCCUCAUAUGUGUCACAAGAAGCCAUUAAUAGUGCCAUCCAGUCUCUGGAGGAUCCACUGCAGAGAGAGUUUAUUCAGAAGUGUCUGGAGGUGGACCCCAGUAAGAGGCCCACAGCCAGAGAGCUGCUUUUCCAUCAAGCUCUGUUUGAAGUGCCUCUUUUGAAACUAUUGGCUGCACACUGUAUCGUCAGUCACCAGCACAUGAUCCCUGAAAAUGCUUUAGAGGAAAUGACCAAGAACAUGGACCCCAACCAGGUCAUUGUGGAAAGGAAAGAGGUCCAAAUGAAACUCUCGCAGUUUCCUGCUUUGGAGCUUGACAAGUUUCUUGAAGAUGUGAGGAACGGGAUCUAUCCGCUGACUGCCUUCGGUGUGCCCUGCCCACAGCAGCCUCAGCAAGAGGCUGUCAAGUCCCCCAUCGUGCCACCCUCUGUCAAAACGCCUACGCCUGAGCCUGCAGAGCUGGAGACCCGGAAGGUCGUGCAAAUGCAGUGCAACAUCGAGCCUGUGGAGGAAGGAGCAAAACAUCAUCUGACCUUACUGCUUAAACUGGAAGAUAAGCUGAACCGACACUUGAGUUGUGAUUUGGCACCAAAUGAGAAUGUACAGGAGUUGGCCGUGGAACUGGUCCAGCUUGGCUUCAUUAGUGAGGGGGAUCAGCCACGUCUCACUACUGUGCUGGAGGAGGCCUUCUCUAAAUUCUACAGCCGUAACGGCUCUCUGAAUCCUGUAACCGUUUCCUCAUAGCAGAGGGUCAGAUCUGCCAGCUCCUCUCCAUCAUCCUUUAUCUUCAUGCACGGGACGGGACGGGACUCUGAGGAAACGCACCCCUGCGCUCUGUUCUUCACACUGCUUUAGGUGGUGGAAAAAGUGUUGGCUGGUGGUACCCGUGUACAUUUAUUCUGUCAGUGUAGCAGUCUGCUUCUCUGUUUUAAAAGAAGAAAAAAUGACUCUUAUUAUUUAAAUCAGUAUUACGAGCUGUAUUUUGGAUGUGUGGGAUGGGUUACUUCUGGUUUGCACUUCAGCAAAUCUUUUUUUUUUUUUUUUUUUUUUUUGUCUUUUCAGGCACAUCACAUGCAUAUUUCAUGAUCUUUUAUUCACCCUUUCAAUCGUUCAUUUAUUCUUUUUUUUUUUUUUUUAGUGUAAGAGGAAUGCGUUACUGUGUUAUUUUGAAAUUAUUACCAAAUAACAAUGUCUUUGUACCUUUUAAGGCACACAUUAAUUGUGGUUAACUUUGGUCUGCAAUGCAAGAUCUACAACGACUGUGAAAGGAAAGGGGAUCUCCAAACAUUGAAAAAAGCAAACAGAUUAUUUAUCUAUAUGCGUAUGGUCUAUCUUGAAGCGUGUUUCACUUUCAACAUUGUGGCGGCUUUUUUUUUUUUUUUUUCCCUUUAUUACCUGUGAAUGUAUGCUGUAAGUUUUCAUUUGAAUGGUUUCUAAGCGAGGGGCACUUGAUUUGACUUGUCUGUUUUCCCUGUAUGUGACACAGUUAUGAGUUUCAGUAUAAAGAAAUGAUCUCCAGUGCACCAGACGUGUUCAAAUGUGCCUUCAACAGACACAAUCAAUCCAUCUCCACAAUCAAGACCCAUAGACUGACAGACACAUUGUAUUAUUCCUUUUUUCAUUGAGCAGAUCCUGUAGUGUUGUUUUCUUUGUCAACUGGUCUGCAUGCUUGUAUACUGUAACAAUUUGUUGGCAUAUUUGCAGUAUAUCAAAUCUCCGAGGGUUUCUGGUGGUGUGUUUUGUUUUUGGGCAGCAUCAUUUCAGCCCAAAUGAGCAGUUUGCACUGAUUUGUUUUAUGUUGAUGGCAAUAAAUUUCAUAUUCACUUCGAUGGUAUAUGAACAUCAUCUGUUACAAGCAGCUAAUUUGAAAUAAUGCAUGAAAUGCAGUUUAACAACUGAAAAACUCUAGUUUUCUUCUGAUUGCUAAUUGUGUUGCUUGUUUCUUUUUAAUUAUAUAAUGGCUCGAAUUGCAAAUUGCUUCAGAUAUCAGACAGCGGAGUGAAAAUGAUGCCCGAACCAUUGAAAAGCACACAACAAACAAUGCUUUCUUUUGUUAAUGCAGACCAGCAGUGACAAAUUAGAACAUUUUAAAUGGAUGAUUCAUUCCGUGGUUGUUUUGAAAGAAACAACAGGCUUUGUAUCAAUCCCUCUCUCUGUUUGAUCCGUCUAACGGGAGGAAACUAUUGCCCAGAAUCAUUUUGAAUUGCCUAGUUUGUCUCAUGCUAAACAUUCAGAAACUCAUAACUGCUUUUACUGUUAAAUCAAUUUGCACCAUUCAUUGAUAUAAAGAUGAGAUACUGAAUA